AUGGAAAGACAAAAUCAAUCCAUGGUAUCUGAGUUUAUUUUGCUGGGACUCACAGAGUCUCAUGAGUUACAGAUUUUCUUUUUCUUAUUUUUUUCUCUCAUCUACAUAUUGAUUGUGUUAGGAAACGUCAUCAUUAUCGUCGUAGUGAACCUGGACCCUCAAUUGCAUUCUCCCAUGUACUUCCUACUGGCCAACCUUUCCUUUAUUGAUAUGUCUCUGGCCUCUUUUGCCACUCCUAAGAUGAUCUAUAAUUUAAUCAGCGAAUAUAAGACAAUUUCCUAUGAAGGCUGCAUGACACAGAUGUUUUUCCUUCACCUUUUAGGUGGAAGUGAGAUGAUGUUGCUUGUAGCCAUGGCAAUUGAUAGAUAUAUUGCCAUAUGCAAACCCCUCCACUACAAAAAUAUUAUGAGUUCUCGUGUUUGCAUCGGGCUUGCACUUCUCUCCUGGACCACUGGCUUUGCGCACACCGUGAGUCAAAUGGUUUUCACAGUGACUUUGCCAUUCUGUGGUCCCAAUGUUGUGGAUAGUUUUUUCUGUGAUCUGCCUCGGGUGAUCAAACUUGCCUGCACUGACACUUACGUCUUGGAGCUCUUAGUCAUUGCAGACAGUGGACUACUCUCCUUGUUCUGUUUCAUUUUUCUGUUCAUCUCCUAUAGCAUCAUCCUGAUUACUGUCCAGCAUCACUCCUCUAAGGGGUCUUCCAAGGCUUUGUCUACUCUUUCAGCUCAUGUUACAGUGGUUGUACUGUUCUUUGGACCUUGCAUCUUUAUCUACAUAUGGCCAUUCAGCAGUGUCUCUAUCGAUAAGGUCCUCUCUGUAUUUUAUACAAUUUUUACUCCACUUUUAAACCCACUCAUCUACUCAUUCAGGAAUAAAGAUAUGAAGAAAGCAUUAAGAAAAAUAAAGAUCCAGUAUGUCAGUUCCAGAUCAGUUUUUUAG
This is a messenger RNA of Lepus europaeus (European hare), 939 nucleotides long. RefSeq names its product olfactory receptor 4K13-like. The transcript has a single exon. Gene Ontology annotation, molecular function: G protein-coupled receptor activity; olfactory receptor activity. NCBI's taxonomy places the organism in Eukaryota, Metazoa, Chordata, Mammalia, Lagomorpha, Leporidae. Gene Ontology annotation, biological process: G protein-coupled receptor signaling pathway. Gene Ontology annotation, cellular component: membrane. The record is from RefSeq and is a predicted model, not a curated record. The coding region runs from base 1 to 939 and encodes 312 amino acids.